Molecule: messenger RNA, 402 nt
Organism: Caenorhabditis remanei
Lineage: Eukaryota; Metazoa; Nematoda; Chromadorea; Rhabditida; Rhabditidae
Exons: 3
Coding region: 1-402 (133 amino acids)
Source: RefSeq, a predicted model, not a curated record
AUGCCAGGAUCAGAGCGUGGCUCUUCAUUAGAAGCAAGAGCAGGUUCCAUGGAAAAACCAUUUGACGCCGAUAUGGUGAAGCGACCCCUCUACCUCCCACCUGGAAGAGAUACGGAUAUGCGCAAAUGGAGUAAACAAGACGUCUACCGCUGGUUAUCGUGUUUCUUGAAACCUGCAAACUAUCAAGAUUUCUUCGUUACAGUCAGAAAAUUGGAAAUCGACGGAGACGUUCUUCUGACAAUUCUCGAACGACGUCCAUCACAUCUCACAUUUGGAAUUCCAGAGGGAGUGUUCGAAAUGAUUAUUAAAAACGCAGACUCCGUUCAGAGAAAGCAUAAUGGAGAGGAUAUUGGUAUAUAUAUAAAGCCGGAACCACUAGAUGAUGACGGUCCAUACUUCUAA